AUGACCUUCAUGACCAAUGCCUAUCGCUCACCCACGUUCUGUUCUUUAACAGCUGCAAGGCCCAGUAAUAAAACUGCCCUUUCCGCUUGGAACUCGCCAUCAAUCUGCAAUGUUCCUCAACAAUGGAGUGGGUUAUGGGUGGAUGAAUAUAUGCAGGGUGAACAGUUGCGGCGCACUUUAGCAGACUUGUGGUGGAAGCACUACAGUGAGCUCCUGUGCGCAGCGGAAGAGAGAGCAACGAAGAAACUGAAAGAGAAAGAGUUGGAACUUGGCAAUACGAUGCGUAGAAACGCAAAGUUGGAACAGCAGGUGGCGCAGUUUAGAAUGGAGGCGCAGGUUUGGAAGGCCCAGGUGGAGAAUCUGGAGGAAAAGACUUGGUCUCUGAGGGCGUCAUUGCACGAAGCAAAAUUGCGCGGUGGGAGCACGGAUGAAGUGAGAGAGCUAGGAUGCGCCGGUUGCAAAGAGGCGCAUCAAGAAGAGGCUGCCGAAUCGUCGUUUGUUGACCCGGACCGAGUCGACCCAGUGAGGCUCGAGUGCAAAGCAUGUGAGAAGAGAGUCGCGACGUUUAACAUGACCAUCAAGAGGGAUGAGCUUGAUGAGGCAUUGGCCAAAGCUUCAACACAAGACAAGACAGUGAUAAUCGCCAUUAUAAACAAAGCCUACGUCGAGGGAGACAAGUCAAUGCUCGAUCUAUUCUUGGAUGGUUUCUGGCUUGGCGACGAUACUCGGACCUUAACCGAUCACCUGUUGAUGGUUGCCGUCGAUCAAACAUCCUAUGAACGGUGCAAGUUUCUCCGGCUCCACUGCUACAAGCUUGAAACAGAUGGUGUAGAGUUUGGAGGCGAGAAACUGUACAUGUCUAGUGAUUUUCUCAAGAUGAUGUGGAGGAGAACCCUAUUUCUCGGUGAAGUGCUCAAACGUGGUUACAACUUCAUCUUUACGGACACUGAUGUACUGUGGCUAAGAGAUCCAUUCCCAAGGCUGAGCCUAAACGAAACCAUGGACCUCCAAAUCAGCACCGACGAGUUCUCUGGCGACCCAUGGUCGGAAUCAAACACCAUCAACACAGGCUUCUACAUGAUCAGAUCAAACAAGAAGACUAUAACCCUUUUUGAAAAAUUGUACGAGAAGAAAGACAACUCCACCGGAAUGAAAGAACAAGACGUUCUUCAGAGACUGAUUCACGAUGGUUUGUUCAGAGAAUUAGGCCUUAGGGUUAGGUUCUUGGACACCCUUUACUUCAGUGGAUUCUGUGAAAACAGUAGAGACGUUAGUGUUGUGAUAACUUUUCAUGCGAAUUGUUGUCGGAGUAUAACCGCAAAGGUGGCUGAUCUGACGGCUGCUAUUCAUGAUUGGAAGAGGUUUCGGAGCUUAUCUACCAAUGAGACGGCGAGGUUUCAUUGGUCAGAUCAUGUUGCCUGUGUUGACUCAUGGAAACAUUGA
Molecule: messenger RNA, 1443 nt
Organism: Ilex paraguariensis (yerba mate)
Lineage: Eukaryota; Viridiplantae; Streptophyta; Magnoliopsida; Aquifoliales; Aquifoliaceae
Source: the annotation of a GenBank genome assembly